Molecule: messenger RNA, 885 nt
Organism: Knipowitschia caucasica
Lineage: Eukaryota; Metazoa; Chordata; Actinopteri; Gobiiformes; Gobiidae
Source: the annotation of a GenBank genome assembly
AUGAACACACCACUUGUAACAUACACAAGACGAGUGUCAGCACAGCUCCAGACUCAUCUGUCACAUUCAGCUGUGACUAUGGGGAAGGCAUUCUCCCACCUCACCCAGCUGUCCGGGCAUGAUGACGGCCAGGACAGCCACCUCACGUCCCCCAUCGAGGACAGCAACACGGAGGAGACCAAGUCCGAGGACGUGUCACAAUUUCCCUACGUGGAAUUCACCGGCAGAGACAGCGUGACCUGCCCCACCUGCCAGGGCACAGGGCGGAUACCCAGAGGACAGGAGAACCAGCUGGUGGCACUGAUCCCCUACAGUGACCAGCGACUGAGGCCCAGGCGAACGAAGCUGUAUGUGACGGCCUCAGUGGCGGUGUGUCUCCUCCUCUCCAGCCUCGCAGUCUUCUUCCUCUUCCCUCGCUCCAUAGAUGUGUCCUAUGUAGGAGUCAAGUCUGUGUACGUGGCCUACGACCAGGAACGGAGGAGCGUGUAUCUCAACAUCACGAACACUCUGAACAUUACCAACAAUAACUACUACUCUGUGGAGGUGGCCAACAUCACGGCCCAGGUGCAGUUCGCCAAGACCGUGAUCGGGAAGAGUCGCAUCAGCAACAUCACGGCCAUAAGCCCCCUGGACAUGAAGCAGAUCGAUUACACGGUACCCACCAUCAUCGCGGACGAGAUGAGCUACAUGUUUGACUACUGCACUCUCCAGAGCAUCAAGGUCCACAACAUCGGUGUCAUGAUGCAAGUGACAGUGACCACCUCGUACCUGGGCCAUGCCGAGCAGGUGUCCCAGGAGAUGUACCAGUAUGUGGACUGUGGAGGCAACACCACGGCUGUGAGAGGGGCCUCCCAAACUUUCAGUGUCCCACAGAGCCCCCACUAA